Molecule: messenger RNA, 2104 nt
Organism: Pseudomassariella vexata
Lineage: Eukaryota; Fungi; Ascomycota; Sordariomycetes; Amphisphaeriales; Pseudomassariaceae
Exons: 2
Coding region: 47-2050 (667 amino acids)
Molecular function (GO): flavin adenine dinucleotide binding; oxidoreductase activity, acting on CH-OH group of donors
Source: RefSeq, a predicted model, not a curated record
CCAAAGUUCAACUCCUUGCGCUCCAAGUUGAAAAACUUAUACCAAGAUGCAUUUCGCAUCCAUCCUCACCCUCCUCCCUCUGAUCGGCGCCUCCCCCAGCCCGAAUCCACCCCGUUCGCACAACCCUAUACUCCCCCGUCAAUCCCCCCUCACCCCCGACUACGAGUAUAUCAUCAUCGGCUCUGGCCCGGGCGGUGGCCCCUUAGCGGCCAACCUCGCCGAAGCCGGGCACAAAGUCCUUUUGAUCGACGCAGGAGGCGACUCAGGCGAUGCGCUCGUCGAACAGAUCCCUGUGCUCUUUCCCUGGGCGACCGAGUUCCCCGACACGGAGUGGGAUUACUUCGUGACGCGGAGCUCGGAUCAGGCGACGCAGGCUCGGGCUGCUAAGACGAGCUACCGGUUGACUAAUGGGAGCGUGUAUACGGGCUUGCACCCGCCGGAAGGGGCGGAGCCGUUGGGGACGCUGUACCCUAGGGCUGGGACGCUCGGGGGGUGUUCGAGGCAUAACGCGUUAGUUACGAUUAGGGCUUUUGACAGUGAUUGGGAUGUAGUUGCUGAGAAGACCGGGGACUCAAGCUGGAACGGCAGCACCUUUCAGAGGCUGUUUGCCGGCAUUGAGAAGUGCGACUACCUGCCUAACAGCAUCAUCGGGCAUGGGUUUACCGGCUGGUUGUAUACAGCUCUCACGUCCCUUGUGACUGCAGUUCAGGAUCUCAAAGUCGUGAGCAUUAUUCUCUCAGCUGCUUCGGCCCUGGGAAUGGGUAUUACGGGAACGCUGGUUGGGACUGUUGCGGGACUGGUCGAAUUGCUAGCCAAGGAUGUCAACGCGCCCGGUCCGACAAUAACCACUGGACCAUAUCAAAUCCCACUGGCUAUGAAGAAUUCAGCUCGAGGUGGAGCGCGGGAUCGCAUCUUGGAAGUGGCGAAUGCGGUCGACGAGAACGGCGAACGACUGUACCAGCUCGACAUAAAACUCGACACGCUUGUCACCAAAGUCCUUUUCGACACUACAAGCGACACCACUCCGAGGGCAACCGGAGUCGAGUUUCUCGAAGGCCGCAGUCUUUAUCGUGCCGACCCUCGCUGGCAAAGCGCUACUAUAUCCGGGGAAGGAACCGUGAACGCAUCCAAGGAAGUUAUCAUCGCAGCCGGCGCCUUCAAUACCCCCCAACUCCUCAAGCUGUCCGGCAUCGGCCCAGCCGACGAAUUAUCUCGGUUUGAUAUUCCCGUCCUUGUCGAUAUGCCCGGAGUCGGCGCCAACCUAAGAGACCACAUCGAAGUCAGCGUCAUCAGCAAAGCCACCUUCGACUUCUCACUCUUAAACGGAUGCACGUUCAUGAAAGGCUACCCCGAGGUCCCUGACCCGUGUUUGGAGCGCUGGCAGAACGGGAUAGACCAGACAACUAAAGGUCCAUACGCGACCAAUGGCCUGGCGGUGGGAGUUGCUCUCAAGUCCUCUGCUGCUGAUGGGCCGGAUCCUGAUCUGUUCGUGUACGGUGGACCCGCCAACUUCCCUGGUUUCUACCCGGGCUGGGCUGAUGUGGCGCUAGCUGAUUUCAAACACUGGGUGUGGGUUAGUCUGAAAGCGAGCACCAAGAACCGAGCUGGCACUGUCAAGUUGGCAUCUGCUGAUCCUAGAGAUGUGCCUGUCAUUGCGUUUAACACAUUCGGGGAUAGCUUAUCUUCGAAGCAGGACUUGCAAGCGUCGUGUGAAGGAAUCAAGUUUGCGAGGGAUGCCAUGGAUAAGCUGAUCCCACUUGAUGGAUCCUUCACAGAGGAGACGCCUGGACGGGACAAUGUGAGUUCUCAAGAGGAGGUCGAGGAUUAUGUCGCCACGCAGAGCUUUGGACACCAUGCUUGUUGCACAGCGCCAAUUGGGGGCGACAACGACGAGGGGGCAGUUUUGGAUGCUGCAUUUAGGGUGAGGGGCACCAGGGGGUUAAGGGUCGUAGAUGCGAGUGCAUUUCCCGUUGUGCCGGGGUUCUUCAUUGCAUUGCCGGUUUAUUUAUUGGCUGAGAAGGCAACUGAGGCAAUUCUGGCUGAUGCCUAGGUGUAAACCGCUCGACUGCUCUAGUAUCACAACAGCAACCUAAUUAAAGUGCGU